Messenger RNA from Columba livia (rock pigeon), 4231 nucleotides. RefSeq names its product beta-carotene oxygenase 1 (gene BCO1). Gene Ontology annotation, biological process: carotene catabolic process; retinal metabolic process. The transcript has 13 exons. The record is from RefSeq and is a predicted model, not a curated record. Gene Ontology annotation, molecular function: beta-carotene 15,15'-dioxygenase activity; carotenoid dioxygenase activity. The coding region runs from base 487 to 2067 and encodes 526 amino acids. Lineage: Eukaryota; Metazoa; Chordata; Aves; Columbiformes; Columbidae.
GUGCCUCUAUUAGGAGCAGGGAUUAUAACCCCAUGUUUAUCUGUUCCACGAAGGGGGAUUCACCUGGCGAGCACAUACAGCUGGAGCUCUGGAGCAGCUGCAGAACUGCAGGGGAACCAGCUGAAGGAGGGAAGAGGAUUUGCAGAGAGAUCACACUUCAAAUGUCAUCUCCAGCCUUGCAUGGCCACGGGGUGCAACCAGAGCAGUGCUGGAGAGAGGAAUGCUCGGCUCCAAAGACGUCUGCGUGGUCCUUGUCAUGUUUGGGAGAGAAGCUCAAGGCACUCAGAGACUGGAGAGAAGUGAAAUCUAGAAAGAACCCAACAGGAAACAGCUUGUAGCCUUCGCCACAAAUGUUGAAAGCAGAAAAAAAUAGUGAAUAAAACCUGGCUGAGGAAAGAGCUGUUCUGAGCCCAGACACGAGGGAACCACCGCAGCUGCUGGAGCAGCUGGGGAGAGAACACGGAACUGCUUGUUAUCACAUGAGACAUGGAUAUCAUAUUUGGUAGAAAUAAAGAAGAACAUCCAGAGCCCAUAAAAGCUGAGGUGCAAGGUCAGUUCCCCGCUUGGCUGCAAGGGACACUUCUCCGAAAUGGCCCAGGGAUGCACACGAUAGGGGACACUAAGUACAACCACUGGUUUGAUGGCUUGGCGCUGCUGCAUAGCUUUACAUUUAAAAAUGGUGAAGUUUACUACAGAAGUAAGUAUCUCCGAAGUGACACAUACAACUGCAAUAUAGAAGCAAAUCGAAUCGUGGUGUCUGAGUUUGGGACUAUGGCUUAUCCAGAUCCCUGCAAAAACAUCUUUGCCAAGGCGUUCACCUAUUUGUCUCACACCAUUCCUGAGUUCACAGACAACUGCCUGAUCAACAUUAUGAAAACUGGGGAUGAUUUUUAUGUUACCAGUGAGACUAACUUCAUCAGGAAAAUUAAUCCGCAGACGCUGGAGACGCUAGAAAAGGUUGACUACAGCAAAUAUUUGGCUGUAAAUUUGGCAACUUCUCACCCGCACUAUGACAGUGCUGGAAAUGUUCUCAACAUGGGUACUUCAAUAGUUGAGAAAGGGAGGACAAAAUAUGUUAUAUUUAAGAUUCCUCCCUCUGUGCCAGAAAAAGAAAAGAAGAAAUCUUGUUUUAAACAUCUGGAAGUGGUGUGCUCCAUCCCUUCUCGCUCUUUGCUCCACCCAAGCUACUACCAUAGCUUUGGAAUGACAGAAAAUUACAUUGUCUUCGUAGAGCAGCCGUUCAAACUCGAUAUCGUCAAAAUGGCAACUGCUUAUUUCCGAGGUGUGAACUGGGCUUCCUGCCUUUCCUUUCACAAGGAUGAUAAGACUUGGUUUCACUUUGUAGACAAGAAGACUAAAAAGGAAGUAUCCACCAAGUUUUAUGCUGAUGCUUUGGUGCUUUUUCACCAUAUAAAUGCUUAUGAAGAGGAUGGCCACAUUGUUUUUGAUAUUAUUGCCUAUAAAGACAAUAGCUUAUAUGAUAUGUUCUAUUUAAGAAACCUGGUUGAAGACUUUGAAGAGAAAAACAAGCUUUCAUCCAGACCAACCUGCAAACGAUUUGUUGUUCCUCUGCAGUAUGACAAGGAUGCCGAAGUCGGUUCUAAUUUAGUCAGACUUCCAUCUACCGCAACUGCUGUGAAAGAGAAAGACGGCAGCAUCUAUUGCCAACCUGAAAUACUGUGUGAAGGGAUAGAACUGCCUCGCAUCAACUACGACUAUAAUGGCAAAAAAUACAAGUACGUUUUUGCAACGGGAGUCCAGUGGAGUCCAGUUCCUACAAAGAUUGUAAAAUUUAAUACCCAGACAAAGGAAAUGCUCCACUGGGGAGAAGACCACUGCUGGCCGUCUGAGCCUGUGUUCGUUCCCAGCCCUGAUGCAAAAGAAGAGGAUGAUGGUGUUGUUCUGACCUGUGUUGUGAUGUCUGAUCCAAAGCAAGCACCCUUCCUACUCAUCUUGGAUGCUAAAACAUUCAAAGAAUUGGGCCGAGCCAGAGUAGAUAUAGACAUGCACCUGGACUUGCACGGAAUCUUUAUACCAGAGAAAGGUUUAAAGACUGAGAUGGAGUAAAAUGCUAUUUAUCCUAUUGCACAGACUGAGACAACCUUCUACUGAAUGUGGGUUAAUAUCAUUCAGGAACAACCUUAUGACAAGAAAUGGCUAAACAUAAUCUUUUCAAUAGCUAUGUAUAAUCUCUUAUAAGAGAUAUCAAUAACUUUUAUUACAAAUAAUUAUAUGUGUAAUUGGUAUAUAACUAUUCCAACAGGAUGAUCAGUAUUAAGUGCUAAUGAUGUAUAUAACUCGUGGGGCAGGGAAUAGGAGACAAAGGUAACAAGGAAUGUUUUAUUUGAGUAGAAGAUAGCUUUCUGAGCAAAUAAGGUAUUGUAUUUAUAGGGUGACUUAUGGCAUGAGUCACAUGUAUCUGCAGCUCACAAAACUUUCAUGGACUGUUGGAAGAAUGCAGCUCACUAUAGAAGUUGUCUCCAGCCAGAAAACCUCACGUUAAACUACCUGCUAUGAUACUAAUAAUUCAUGGCAAUGCAGCCUUGGUGCUGAUUUCUUAAAUUCCACUGUAACCAAAGUAUUACACUGAGGUGCUACACCUUUCGAAUUUAGAACCCCAAAAAAACCUGCUUUGCUAAUAAUUUAAUGGUGUAUUUUCUCCCUUUUAUGUUCACAAAAACAAGUGACUUUUCAAUAGAAUAUAUGACUUUAUGUAGCAUUCAAUUAUACUUUAGUGCUAUUCAAUCUUAACCACUUUGUAUUUAAAUCAGGUUUUUUUGAGGAGGAUAACUGACAUGACAUUUCGUGUCUUUAGAUGAGUACAUUGUGUAAAAGAUAAACAGAUGUGUAGGAUUUAUUAAUAUUGCUAAUAGUCCCCGUUAGUAACAGAGCAGAAUAUUCCUAGCAGAACUCAGAUACACACGUGAAACAAAUUGUUUAGGUGAAAGAGAGAAAGACCUAAUUUGAUUUCAUCUGAACUACACGGCAGCUGAAACUACAAGCCGCUGUUGCUAUAGCUAAGCAGUUGCUGUAUUUUCUGCUUAGGAGCAUCCAUGUUCUGACAUGGGUUUAUCAUUGCCUGUAACAGAUGCUUACUAAUAAAACAGUACAUAACUCUCACUCAUACUCACAAUUCAACACAGAAUUCAAAUGCCAAGGAUCCUGUGACUGUUUUUUAUAGGAAUGUCAUUUCCUAAUGGCCCUGAGUAUUUCUGUUUUCUGAUUUGGGGCAUUGAUUUUUCUUUAAAUGAGAGCUUUUUUUCUUUGAAUUGUAUUUUCUGAUUGUAGAUGCCUUCACUGUUAGACGCAUAUUUAUUGAUGGAGAAAACUAGGUAUACAUCCAACCACUUCAGGUGUUCAUCUGGUCUGUAUGUAUCACCACACUGCUCAGGUACCUCUCACUUUUUAUAUACGCACUCUCACAGUGUCUCUGCUGCUCAAUGUGUUUUACAGGAAUGAAAUCAUUGUCAUUUACUGUCUCCCCAUCACGCGAGAACUGGGGCUUUGCUGGCUUGUUCACGAUUACGUAAGAUGUUUACAGAGCAGGAAUUGAACCAGCGUCACCCACAGUUCUUGUUUGCUCUGUAACAGCUAUACCUCCCUUUCCCUGCUAGAGUCUUUGCAGUUUGUAAGUAUAAAGAAUAUACAGGCUAUUCUUAAUGUUAAAAAAAGUCACCAUGGGCAGAUCUAGAGUUAAAGUAUGCAGUUGUGGGCAUUCAUAUGGUUGUAUUUUCCAUAAAAUGGAAAUAAAUGUUUUCAAAGCAUAUUACCACUACUGUUUAAGAGAACUUCAUCUCCUAAAGAAUAAAUUGAAUUCUGUUUUCGUGUGUAAUAUGGAACGAGUACUGGAAUGGAAGACUGACUUCUGAUGUUGCAAAGGACACCAGCUGUGGGGUUGUUUCUUUUAAUCUGAAAAGGUUUGGAUUUAACAAGUCUCCACAAAUAUUUCUGGAAUUAUAAGGUGGUAAUGAAUCAGAAGUUUAACAAUUAUUAUAGAUCUCCUUCUAAGAGUUUGUCUUCAGAAUUUCUUUUGUACAACUCAUUGUGUUCUGGGUUUGGAUUAUCAUGGGGUUGAAUACAGGAGCUACUUGACUUCCGAGGAGCUAAUUCUUACUGGCAGAAAUGACACGAUAGGGGAAUAUUCAUCAUAAAACCAAUCUGCAGUCAAAGUAACAAAAUGUGUUAUUUAUGUUCAUGUAGAAAUACUGCAAAAAUAAAUUAUAACAACUUG